AUUAUAGACGAUGAUUUAUUUGAGACUACAAAAAAUGUCGACAGAUAUCAGCAACUCUAUGAGAAGAGUCUGAUUUCAUUCAAAGACAAUGUCCAAGUAUUUGACAAAGAGUGGUUUUUAGAUUAUAAGGACAACUUCAACAGUAGCGCACUUGAAUACAAGUUGAAUUGGCUUUUUUAUAAAAAGAGCUACAAGGAGUGUCUCGAUAAUCUACUGGCAUUAGAUUUAAAAAACAAUAGGGAAUUCUUCGAUUUGUCUAUUCGCUGCUUGAUAAAGCUGGAUCAGCCUGAACAGUAUCAAGAGUACAUUGAUAGUAUACCAAAAACAAUAGAAGAAAGCUACGCUAGUCAUCCUUCCUUAUCAUUCUCAUAUAAUCAACUAAAAAAUAAAAAAUUGAAAAAUAUUUCGCUUCUACCACUCGAUGACGUUAACGCCCAAGAUAGUAGACCAUUGAGAAGCGUCAGAGAACUAUAAAAUGUCAGAGGAUACAGUGAAUGAACUGACAAAGCUUUUAAUUGGCGAUAUCCUUUUCGAAAUUAUCUUAGAUACAAAAUCAACUCAAAAUAAGCAAUCAAAUCAGCUACUGUAUAAUAAUCCAUCAAAUUCUUCUAAUAAUCUCGAUUAUUGUGGUAUACAAAAAGGUACUGGCGACUUGCAAAAUCCAAAUUUUGAGUGUUUAAUUUGUAAACGUCAAAUAUCCUCCAAUAGAUAUGCACCACAUUUGAACAAUUGUCUAGGACUCGGCGGGUCACGUUUAUCAUCUAGAAAUUCUUCAAAUGCUACUAGAAAUGCUCAACCUGCCAAAGUGUCAAAACCAACACCUACGCCAGCUUCAACAACAACUACAUCUAUAAGCCAACCGGUAAAAUCAAAAUUAAACACCAAGCCACGACAGUCAUCGCCUUUAUCGACGAAUCAUAGUAUAUUACCUAGAGCAGCAUCCCCGAAUGAUUACAUAUUCAGUGAUAUUCAAUCAGCAUCUAAUCAACUAUUCUCGCCAACAAAUUCAUCAAAUUCAUCUGCAUUGUCAUCACCACCAAAAAGGAGUCUACAAGAGAAACAAAAAGAUCAAAUUACUAAUGAUUCUAAUGACUUUACACAAUCUCCUUUAUCCGAUUCUUCUUAGCUUUAUAGUGAGGCUUUAUAGCGAUAGUUGCCUGAUUUUUCGAUAGCCUUCUUAUAAGAUGGAUAUGAUUGUAAACGCUCAGCGUAGCUUUUGAUUCCCUCGCCAACAUGUUCUAAUCUACCACCAAAUGCAAGGACAUCUAUGGUGAAUCCCAACAUGAAGUCAGCGAUAGUUGGAUUCCCAUCCACAUCACCACCGACAGCCCAUCCUUGUUUACCUUUCAAUUGUUUGUCAACGAUUUCAACCGCGUUGUUAAGAUUUGGAUCAACCCAUUGGCUCAGAAUUGCGCGAGGUACAACAGCGAGUACUGAACGCAAGUACCAAGGAAUAGAUUCAAUACCUUUACUCAGGACUAACUUGAAUACACAGAAUGGCAUUAAGGAACCCUCGAUGUAGUGCUUCCAAAAUGCGUCAUCAGAGUUGGUGUAUUUUCCACCACCGUAUUUUUCAACGAGGUAUUCUAUAAUAGCACCGGACUCCGCUACGGUAUGACCGUCAUCCUCAAGGAUAGGUGCAUGUCCAAGUGGGUCAACAGCCUUCAAUUCAGGUGGGGCCAAUCCAGAAGGUAACCUUUUGUAAGUUUUCAAUUCAUACUCAAUUCCAAGUUCUUCUAAUACCCAGAGUAUUCUAACACUUCUACUGUUUUCCAAGUGAUGCAAUUUUAUCAUGAUUGUGGAU
Molecule: messenger RNA, 1804 nt
Organism: Wallemia mellicola CBS 633.66
Lineage: Eukaryota; Fungi; Basidiomycota; Wallemiomycetes; Wallemiales; Wallemiaceae
Exons: 6
Coding region: 476-1126 (216 amino acids)
Biological process (GO): positive regulation of DNA-templated transcription; regulation of transcription by RNA polymerase II
Cellular component (GO): SAGA complex; DUBm complex
Molecular function (GO): transcription coactivator activity
Source: RefSeq, a predicted model, not a curated record